AUGAAGUUUGGUAAAGAAUUGUCGUCACAAAUGGUACAAGAGUGGCAACAAGCUUACGUAAACUACGAUUAUCUCAAAACCCUUCUCAAAGAAAUCAUCAAACUCAAAGAAAAAACCAACCCUCCUCCACCUCCACAUCAUGCCGUCCCCGGUGAAGGAAUUAGUCGGAAAAUGACUCUAUACCGAGCAUUUAGCGGUCUUGUCCAAACGCCGGGAAAGAAAAGACAAAGCUCUCGUCAAUCCAACUAUUCUUCGGAAAUAGACAUAGAAGAAGGUAAAGCUCCAAUACUUGUUAGCAAAUCGACUCAUGGAUUAGAGACAACAUUUCUAAUGACGGCAGAGGAAGGAGGAGAGUAUGAAUUGGUAUUUUUCCGGCGACUCGACGAUGAGUUUAAUAGAGUUGAAAAAUUCUAUAAAGAGAAAGUUGAAGAAGUAAUGAAGGAUGCAAUUAUGCUUAAUAAGCAAAUGGAUGCUCUUAUUGCGUUUAGGGUUAAGGUGGAGAAUCCUGUUGGGUGGGGAUGGGAGGAACGGACGGUGGAGAUGACUCGUUUGGCCUCCGAUAUCGCGACUUCGACUGCGGCUAUCGCUGCUUCUACACCCGCCAGAACCCGAACCAUGAAUCCUCGAGCUCAAGCUCACAUGGAGGCAAUUCAAGAAGGAAGCUUCAGCAGAGAAAACGAAGACGAAGAUCACGGCUCCGUCCGCGGAGCAACCGGCGACGUGAAAACGAGCAGCUUGAACACGAUGAGAGGUGCGAGGCCAGCACCAAUCGAAGUUCUAGAUCACAUUAAGAUCAACAACACUAAAGCAACACCUAGAUCCACCAUUAAAGGCGUUCUCAAUUCCUCAAGCCAAAACGAGAUCAUAUUCAAUAGACAGAAUCUAAACGAAGUCGAAGAGAAACUCAAAUUCGCCUUCGUCGAGUUUUACCAGAAGCUUCGUCUCCUCAAAAGCUACAGUUUUUUGAACGUGUUGGCGUUUUCGAAGAUAUUGAAGAAGUAUGAUAAGAUAACUUCGAGAAAUGCUUCAAAGUCUUACAUGAAAAUGGUUGAUAAUUCGUACCUUGGAAGCUCUGAUGAGCUUAUGAAACUCAUACAACGUGUUGAAUCCACAUUCAUAAAGCAUUUUGCGAAUGGUCAUAGAAGAAAGGGAAUGAACAUUUUACGACCUCAGAUGAAAAGAGAGAAACACCGAGUUACAUUCUCCACCGGGUUCUCUGCUGGUUGUAUAUUUUCUCUUAUCGUGGCUCUUGUUGCCAUCAUACGCACCCGGAAAACCAUGCCGGAGGCAGAGCAUAAUACUUACAUGAAUACUAUGUUCCCUCUCUAUAGCUUGUUCGGGUUCAUCGUGCUUCACAUAACUAUGUAUGCUAUUGAUAUAUACUAUUGGAAGCGUUAUCGAGUAAAUUAUGCCUUCAUAUUUGGGUGCAAGCAAGGAACUGAACUUGGUUACAGACAAGUUCUAUUUCUUGGAUUCACCAUUGGAACGUUUGCGUUGCUUUGUGUUCUUGGAAAUCUUGAUAUGGAAGUAAACCCCAAAACCAAAAAUUUCAAACCAUUAACCGAACUUCUUCCUCUUUUCCUUCUUGUUGCUCUGUUUGUAGUUUUAAUCAUGCCAUUCCAUUUUCUCUACCGCUCAACUCGGUUCUUCUUCCUCACAUGUCUGUUACACUGUCUUGCUGCUCCUCUUUACAAGGUAACGUUACCCGAUUUCUUCUUAGGAGAUCAAUUAACUAGCCAAGUACAAGCUCUUCGAAGCAUCAACUUCUACAUAUGCUACUAUGGUUGGGGAGACUUCAAAAAAAGACAAAACACCUGCGAAGCCUCAGAAAUCUACAUAUAUUCCUUAUACAUUGUUGCAUCACUCCCAUAUCUUUCCCGUCUUCUUCAGUGCAUGCGACGGAUGAUUGAGGAAAGAAGCCUUGAUCAAGGAUACAACGGAGUCAAGUACUUGUUGACAGUCAUAGCUGUUUCUUUAAGAACAGCCUAUGGUUAUGAAGUAAAAAACACGAAGAAUCCUACAUCACACCUUAAAGUGUUAGCUGGUUCUUCCUCGAUUCUUGCUGCUGUUUUCUGUACAUACUGGGACUUUGUUCAUGAUUGGGGACUUCUGAACAAAACAUCUAAAAACCGAUGGCUUCGGGAUAAACUUCUCAUCCCACAGAAAAAAGUAUACUUCAUCGCAAUGAUCUUGAACGUUGUGUUGAGAUUCGCGUGGUUGCAAACGAUACUGAACUUCGAAUUCGAGUUCUUGCACAAGCAGACAACGCUUGCGGUUGUGGCUAGUCUUGAGAUUAUGCGCCGUGGGAUGUGGAAUUUCUUCAGGGUAGAGAAUGAGCAUUUGAAUAAUGUUGGGAAGUUCCGAGCUUUCAAAUCAGUUCCAUUACCGUUCAACUACGACGAAGACGAUGAAAAGGACGACUAAAUGUUGGCAGAAGAACGUUUUAACUUUUUCUUAUACAUGUGAACAUAAAAAUGAAGUUUGUAACAAAUUGUUAGCGUCUAGUGUUUACACAAAACCAAUAGAAAUGUGAACACUUUGACUAACCAGUACAAUGCAGUGUAUACCGAUUUUCUAUGGUAAGUAGGCCUUCGUG
Messenger RNA from Arabidopsis thaliana (thale cress), 2596 nucleotides. Its product is annotated as EXS (ERD1/XPR1/SYG1) family protein. The record is from RefSeq and is marked reviewed. The transcript is spliced from 12 exons. Gene Ontology annotation, cellular component: membrane; plasma membrane. The coding region runs from base 1 to 2424 and encodes 807 amino acids. NCBI's taxonomy places the organism in Eukaryota, Viridiplantae, Streptophyta, Magnoliopsida, Brassicales, Brassicaceae. Gene Ontology annotation, biological process: transmembrane transport.